AUCCGACUUGAAAAAAAAGUUAAAAACAAACCCUGUCGCCAUCUCUCUCCCUUGCAGCUUGCUCCACAUAUCUCUCUCACCAAUUUCUUCUCUGUAAGCCCACCCAGUGGAUGUCUCUCCAGUCUCUUCUUCUUCACUAGUCCAUGGGUAAAGGCCGCUCAACUCGCCGUACUCUAGACUCUCACAACAUUAAAUCUAUCAACAAAACCAUCCGAGCCGGAGACUGCGUGUUGAUGAGGCCGUCGGACACGAACAAGCCGUCGUACGUGUCGAGAGUGGAGAAGAUCGAGUCCGACGGCAGAGGCGCCAACGUCAGGGUCCACGUCAGGUGGUAUUACCGGCCGGAGGAGUCGAUCGGAGGUCGACGGCAGUUUCAUGGCUCCAAGGAGGUGUUCCUCUCCGAUCACCACGAUAUCCAGAGCGCUGACACCAUAGAGGGCAAGUGUACGGUCCACAGCUUCAAGAGCUACACUAAGCUCGAUGCUGUGGGCAACGAUGACUUCUUUUGUCGUUUUGAGUAUAAUUCGUCCACUGGCGCCUUUAAUCCCGAUAGAGUCGCUGUGUACUGUAAAUGUGAGAUGCCUUAUAAUCCUGAUGACCUAAUGGUUCAGUGCGAAGACUGCAACGACUGGUUUCAUCCAACUUGUAUAGACCUGAGCAUAGACGAAGCCAAAAAACUUGAACACUUCUUCUGUGAAAAUUGUUCCUCCGGCGAGCGGAAAAAGCUAAAUAAUUCUCAUGCUGCUUCUAGACAUUCAGAGGCAAAGGUGGAUGGGAAACGGCGGCGGAGGUGAAAAAAAGUGCUGGAGAAUUGUAAUACCUGUCUCAAGUGCCUGUAGGAUGCAAGCAAACACUGGCCAAAAGCAUCAGAAGCAAUUGAAAUUUGUGAGCUGAUGUUAAGCAGAAAGUGGUUUGAGACGGUUUGAAAACUCAUAGUUUAGAGGUUGAAGCGGUGUUUGGUUGUCUGUAACUAUGUAGAGUGUAGAUUCUUCCCUUCUUCGGUUUCUUCUUCUUCUUUUUUUUUUUAGGAUUUCCUGUGUAUUAUCCUUAUAAUUAUCGAAGGAGAUAGACGAGCCUUUUCUUUGUAUCUUCUUUGCCUUGGGGUAGCAGAGUACCUUAUAAUCGCAAAGAUUUUGGGUGUCU
Messenger RNA from Coffea eugenioides, 1143 nucleotides. Its product is annotated as chromatin remodeling protein SHL. Bases 144 to 794 code for a protein of 216 amino acids. The record is from RefSeq and is a predicted model, not a curated record. Gene Ontology annotation, molecular function: chromatin binding. The transcript has 5 exons. NCBI's taxonomy places the organism in Eukaryota, Viridiplantae, Streptophyta, Magnoliopsida, Gentianales, Rubiaceae.